Zea mays is the source of this 856-nucleotide messenger RNA. RefSeq lists its product as uncharacterized. The coding region runs from base 1 to 822 and encodes 273 amino acids. NCBI's taxonomy places the organism in Eukaryota, Viridiplantae, Streptophyta, Magnoliopsida, Poales, Poaceae. The record is from RefSeq and is a predicted model, not a curated record. The transcript has 5 exons.
AUGGACGGCUCGGACCUGGGCCUCUGCGACACGGCCUCCCACGGCGACGCGCCGGCGUCCGCGCCUGAGGACCGCCGUCGUGCCUGCGGGAGAGGAGCUGGCUUCGUCCACGCCUGCCCCGGGAGUCGUGUCGCGACCUGGGCGGCUCCGACCGGGUCUUCCACGAACGGCGCGGCGACCGGAUCUGCGACGGAGCGGCACGGGCCAAGGACGGCGGGGGCUUGCGGCCGGCGCUUCGCCGUUAGCCAGCUCAUAGGAACUGUUGUUCUUGUAGAUCUGCUACGUACCAGCAGGGCAGACACGCGCAGGUCCUCAGGCUCUCCUCUCGGUCUCUUCUGCAGCUAUUCGAGAUGGGGGACAUACUCAUACCUAGCCUUAUGGUUGGAGACUGCUCUCAUAGCUUGUGUGUGCGUGCCUCUAGGCUUUGGGAAUUCCUUGAUCCUCAGGAUGACAGUAGGCUCCUGCAUACUGAUCUUGUUUUGCUUGAUGAAGAGCAUACAUGCCCAGAUCUAUCCUCCGUUAUGCCAACAGUUCAGUGCGCUGCUUGAUGAGGGAGCGGUAUACAACCUGAAGUAUUUCUUAGUCAGGAAAGCUAACAGGUUCUACAAACCGGUUGAAAACUGCAACAUGAUCAGCUUUACAAAGUGGACUACGGUUGAAGUUGUCCUCCAGAUCCCCCCUGCUUUUCCAGUUUGCACAUAUAACCUCACUCCCAUAGAACAACUCCAAGCGCGUGUGGACUACAAGGAAUAUUUCACAGAUGUGGUCGGUGUUGUCAGUGUGAUCUCCCAUGUUUCAUCGCUGCGCACAAGGGGACGAUAGGCUGAGGUUAUGAAGAGAACAGUCACUAUAAGCA